AUGGAUGUCACGAAAGCGGUGGAAACAUAUGUAUCGAAGAUUGUAGCGGAACCCUCGGCCAUGAAGGUCCUGCUUCUGGACUCGCAUACGACACCAAUAGUGUCACUUGCAUCCACGCAGUCGACGCUACUAUCCCAUCAGGUCUAUCUCACCGACCGUAUUGACAAUCAGAAGCGCGACCGAAUGCCUCAUUUGAAAUGUGUCUGCUUUCUUCAGAGCAGCGACGAUAGCCUUGACGCUCUCCAAGUAGAACUCAAGGAACCCAAAUAUGGAGAGUACUACCUGUAUUUCAGCAAUAUCUUGAGCAAAUCUGUCAUUGAACGCCUUGCGGAAGCAGAUGAGUACGAAGUGGUGCGAGAAGUUCAAGAAUACUUCGCAGAUUACGCUCCAUUACUCCCUUCAUUAUUUUCCCUCAAUCACAUUCCUUCAAGCUCGAAACCAAUAUACGGAACAUCCCCGAACACAUGGAAUUCCGACGCUCUAGAGCGGUCAGUUCAGGGAAUAACCGCUGUGCUGCUGAGUCUGAAGAAGAAACCUCUAAUACGGUACGAGAAGAUGAGUGGCAUGGCGAAGAAACUGGCCGCGGAAAUACAGCACCGGAUACAUUCCGAAUCUGUACUGUUUGAUUUUCGACCGACACAAAUACCGCCCUUGCUGCUUAUCCUAGAUCGACGGAAUGACCCAGUAACUCCACUACUUUCCCAGUGGACCUAUCAAGCGAUGGUUCACGAACUAAUAGGCAUCCAAAAUGGUCGAGUGGACCUUAGCUCAGUUCCAGACAUAAGGCAGGAACUCUCGGAAGUCACGCUUACUACUUCCACCGAUCCAUUCUUCCAAGCGCAUCAUCUCGAAACUUUUGGGGAUUUAGGCACUUCGCUGAAGGAUUAUGUGCAAUCAUACCAGUCGCGAUCUUUGGCCCACUCCCCAUCCUCGAUCAACUCAAUAUUAGAUAUGAAGCGGUUUAUCGAGGACUAUCCUGAAUUUAGGAAGUUGAGUGGGAAUGUGAGCAAGCACGUCGCAUUGGUUGGCGAACUCAGCCGGCUGGUCAGCAAACACAAACUUCUCGAAGUGGGAGAGGUGGAACAAGGGCUGGCCACUAGUUCUGGAGCUGAUUAUAAAGACGUUCAGAACGUGGUUAAAGAUAGUGCCAUUACCUCAAUACAUAAACUUCGUAUCGUGAUAUUGUAUGCUCUUCGCUAUCAAAAGACACAAGCAACGAACAUUGCUAAUCUGAUCAAUCUCCUUCUCGCAAAUGGAGUUUCUCGCGAAGAUGCACGGUUGGUGUAUGUCUUCCUGAAUAUUUCGGGUGCAGAUCAGCGUCAAGAUGAUCUGUUCUCUACCGAAUCUCUCCUUGCGAAGGGUCGAUCUGCACUCAAAGGUCUCAAGGGAGUCGAGAACGUCUAUACUCAGCAUACGCCUCAUCUUUCUCAAACCCUUGAAAAUAUUUUCAAAGGUCGAUUAAGGGAUACGAGCUACCCUUUCCUCGAAAAUCCUGGUGCAAACGCUUCAUUGCAACGCCCUCAAGAUAUCAUCAUCUUCAUGAUAGGAGGAACGACCUACGAGGAAGCCAAAACCAUAGCACAGAUAAACCAGCAACAGUCCGCGGCAUCAUCUAAUGGCGGACUUUCAAGUGCUGGAGCCCGACUACUGCUUGGUGGAACAUGUGUCCAUAAUUCGACGUCAUACCUCGAAAUGAUUCGUACAGCGGCAGAACAUUUCCCAGUAUCAGUGUACGAGCCUCCGCCAGAGUCUGCGUCUAAUGCGCCUGUCCUGAACCUAAACCUUGGAGGCGUGAAUACGACGGACGACGUGAAGGUCAAAACCCGCACUGGCGCUUUCUUGACUCUCUUAUCCGCUGCAAUUAUACUAUCAUUUACUGUUAUGGAGUUCGUGGACUAUCGAAGAAUUUACACCGAUACAUCUCUCGUAGUCGACAGAAGCAGAGGAGAGAAACUCACAGUUCGUUUAAAUGUCACAUUUCCAAGGGUCCCUUGCUAUCUACUCAGUUUGGACAUCAUGGAUAUUAGCGGCGAGACACAAAGAGAUAUAUCGCACAACGUCCUCAAGACCCGAUUAGAACCUUCUGGCAAGGUCAUUCCCGGCUCAAGGAGUGCAGACCUGCGAAAUGAUGUGGACAAGUACAACGAUGCAAAAGCCCCGGAUUAUUGUGGUUCGUGUUACGGUGGAUUGGCGCCAGCUAGUGGAUGCUGUAAUACUUGUGAGGAGGUUAGGACGGCAUAUAUCAACAAGGGAUGGAGUUUCACCAAUCCUGACGCGAUCGAGCAGUGUAAGAAUGAGGGAUGGUCGGAUAAAUUGAAAGAACAGGCCAAUGAGGGUUGCAAUAUCGCUGGUCGUCUCCGCGUAAACAAAGUCAUUGGAAACAUUCACUUGUCACCUGGAAAAUCCUUCCAGAGUAGUGCACGGAACAUCUAUGAACUUGUACCAUACCUGCGGGAUGACGGAAACAAACACGACUUUUCACAUACGAUACAUCAGCUCUCGUUUGAGGGUGACGACGAAUAUGAUUACCGUAAAGCCAAGAUUGGUCGGGAAAUGAAGGCGCGUCUAGGACUUGACACAAAUCCACUGGAUGAUACCUUGCAUCGAGUGGGUACCUCCAAGGCACAAUACAUGUUCCAAUACUUCCUGAAGGUCGUGUCGACGCAAUUCAGGACUCUCGAUGGCAAGAUUAUCCACUCUCACCAAUACAGUGUGACUCACUUCGAGAGAGACCUGGCUGAAGGCGGCCUUGGUGACACCCCGCAGGGAGUGCAUUUGCAACAUGGAGUUUCUGGAGUACCUGGUGCGUUCUUCAACUUUGAAAUAUCGCCCAUUCUCGUGGUGCAUACGGACACCAGACAAUCCUUUGCACACUUUGUCACGUCAACAUGUGCUAUCGUCGGAGGAGUACUCACUGUGGCGUCGCUCCUUGACAGCGUGCUGUUCGCUACGUCGCGUGCUUUAAAAAAGCAGGCUAGUGGAGUAAAGGUCAUGUAA
Lentinula edodes (shiitake mushroom) is the source of this 2997-nucleotide messenger RNA. Its product is annotated as Sec1 family-domain-containing protein. Gene Ontology annotation, biological process: intracellular protein transport; vesicle-mediated transport. The record is from RefSeq and is a predicted model, not a curated record. The coding region runs from base 1 to 2997 and encodes 998 amino acids. The transcript is spliced from 20 exons. Gene Ontology annotation, cellular component: Golgi membrane. NCBI's taxonomy places the organism in Eukaryota, Fungi, Basidiomycota, Agaricomycetes, Agaricales, Omphalotaceae.